AUGCAGAGUUCAAGGCUCAUAUCGUCCGGGAACCGUGCUGGCGCGACCGUUCAGUUGGGUCUAAACUUCCUUGCGGACCGCCUCGACGAAGAGAUGAGCGACAUGACGGGGGUGGCGCAGGGCGGGGAGCGUGAGAACGCCGAGGCGUUCCCACACGCGCGCUCGUCGCUGGCGGCGUACGAGCGGCGCCUACCGGACAGGUUCGACUGGCGAGCGCUGGGCGGCGUAUCUAAUGUGCGAUUCCAGGGCACCACAUGCUCGUCGUGCUGGACGAUCGCGGUGGCGGGCGCGGUGGAGGGCGCCCUGUUCCGUCGCACCAAGCGCCUCGUGCCACUCUCUGAACAGAACCUCGUUGACUGCGCAGGCCCGUGA
Molecule: messenger RNA, 372 nt
Organism: Nymphalis io (European peacock)
Lineage: Eukaryota; Metazoa; Arthropoda; Insecta; Lepidoptera; Nymphalidae
Product: cathepsin Q-like
Exons: 2
Coding region: 1-372 (123 amino acids)
Cellular component (GO): lysosome
Molecular function (GO): cysteine-type endopeptidase activity
Source: RefSeq, a predicted model, not a curated record